GCGGUCUCUUUCGAAGCAAACGAGAAAGUUUCACUUUGAAAAUCAUCUCUCUAGUUUUCGUUUGGGUCUAAUUAUUUGGCCAGGGCUCUGCUGCCGAGCGUUUCUGGGUGAACACUGGGUGGUUGUGCUUUUCCAUUAAGGUGGAGGGGCGCAGUAACGAAAGUAUUGUAACAGGAUUUCGUUGAAUUUAUUUACGUCAGAGACGGAAGCCGUACGAAGAUUUUAAUAUCCGUCGUUCUUUGGACUUGAACCGUACUAAUACACCGUAGUAGCCCCCUACUGUGUAAUAAUAAAUAAUAAGUCUGCCAACUGGAGGAAAGCGAGGUAACUUUAUACCCCUCUCCGGAAGGGACGUCUUGGGUUCUUUAUUUUAUUUUAUUUUAGUUUUAAACUUAAAUAGCGUCAAUAUGUGUCAUAGGUGGGAGAGUUCAGCAAAGUUUCAGCAAGGGUUAUUCUGUCCAUUCGAAAAAGUCCGUUGUAGUAGCGCGAUGUCGUGUGUGUACAAAGUUUUCUCAAGUUGAUUAUUCUAUAGGUUAUAGACCUUUUUAAGAUUCCUCGGUGUAAGCAGAGCGAAAAGUCGUGCGGCUAGUCGACUAGUGCGCACCAUGGCGGGGGAUAGCCGUAACUAGCUGCAGACUUGGCUUGAUUCUUCGAAUCACCUUGUUGUUCGGCUCAAUGUUACUGUAGUCUGGCACUCUGUGUUGUAUGUCAAACCUAUUGCGUUGAUUUCUCGAAAAGUUAGGAAAUGGUUAAUGCCAAGUGUCUUAUAUGUUUUUGUACUCAACAAUCUAAAUUAGGAAAAGGACGGAAGUUCUACAAAAUACCAGAGUACACUAAAUGUGAUAGGUUUUCUGAUGGUGACAAAGUUCUCAUUGAAAAAAGAAGAAUACUUUGGAUGCAACUUGUAGAAAAAAACUUACAUGGAAGAAGUUGCAACUAUUUUGUGUGUUCACAUCACUUUGUCUCAGGUAAACCUGCAUAUUUGUAUUCAACGAAUGACAUUGAUUGGGUUCCAACGAUCAAUUUAGGCUCCCUUGGACAAGAUACCCAGUUGUUGUCCCUACCUACAGGGAAACCUGCAAAAGCUAUCUACCCGAGGCAUCCAGAUUUUGUGCCAUCAUUGUUGUUAGGGGAUGAGCCACUAGAAUUAAUAGACUCACCUCUCCUUCCUGUAAUUCAGGAUCAUUCUUUGCCGAUUGAUGAGCUUGAUCAACACAACAUUCCAAGUAAUUGCGAAGAGAGUUUACACACAACCAUAGAAUGUGAACUUUCCAGCGAUGAGAACCCAUCUGAGACUACAUUACAUCUAGAUUCAUUAUUAUGCCAUGAAAGUCUUUCACAGAGUGAUGAUUGUAAAGAUAUAGACUGGGUUCCUUCGCCGAUGAUAUAUGAUGUCGUUCCAGAAUAUUUUGUGGAAUGUAUUCUAAACGAUUCAGAAGAUCCACUUUCGUUACCUGAUGGAAGUGAUUUACCCAAUCCAACUACAAGUGUUCCAGAAUCAAGCAUCAAUUUUUCUAGCCCAAGCCACACUUUUCUUCUUACAGUUGAUCGGCCUUUAACUCACCACAUCGUCGUUCAGGAUAAAAUUUCUAUACCCAAUAAACCCACACCAGUUUGGCUAAAUUUGAAUUGCUCUCUGAGCAAUUUGGUCACACCUACGGUGCCAAAUGAUCGUAUGGAGGUUAGUUCUUCUGCGUCUUGCAAGUUAUUAGACCACAGCUACGUACUGGUACCUCCAAGAUCACCUACUUCUCCAGGCGAGAGCGCUGCUGCGUCAUCUACAUCGCGCAAUUCCCAAUUAGCUACAUCUCAGGAACCACAAAAAAAUGCUGCCCCAUAUGAAUCUGAUCACAGUUACGUUCUUCGUUCUUCUUCGACCCCUACUGUGACUGAGGAGGAAAGUCUUCAUUUGGAUAUGGCGGGUUACCGCAACUUCAUUGAAGGUGUCGCUACUCCUACAGCUGAAUGGACUUGGUCUUUCAACGAACGAAACAACAAUCUAGUGUGUUCUUGUCAUUUUUUUUCCCAUGACGGAGUGAUGACUAUCAAAUCUGUAAAAAUGAUCACCAUGAACAGAGUUGCGUUGUAUCUGAAUGGAAAACCAAUUACGCCUCAGGAUAUCCAAUUAGAGUUUCGAAGUAAAGCUGAAUUAGCCAAUAUUCUUGAAGAUUUCCAUCACCGAAAAAUAUGUCAAGGAAUCGUGGAUGAUUCGCUAGCAGAUGUCGAAGUGACGGAUAAAUGUGCUCGUAACAAGGAAGGCAAUUUGUGGCGCUCAAAAAUGCGCAUGGAAAUUGCUGGUUCUAAUUUAUGUUCAUCAUGCCGCCGUUUUAUAGAUUAUUAGAAGACAACCAAGAAAUUGAAAAAUUCGAAAGAAGAUGCGUUCCACCGAGCGAACGCUGAAAUGAGCAAUGUCUAGCAAGUUGAGGUACCAAUGGUACCAUGGAUGGUUUGCGCAAAGAAAGGAAGAAGCUUUACUGGAAUAGCCUUGAUGUAAAAAUAAAUAAGCUUCUAAUAAGCCCAAAGAACAGCUAGUUGUGAAAACAAUGAUGUUCAAAGCAACAGUGAAUCCUGGAAGAAACGAUCGGUUCGGUGCAAUGCGUUACGAUCCCGAAUUUCUCAAAGAAUGUUUGCGAAUCACACAACAGAUUCCGGUGAUUCGAAUAAAUCAACAACCGAAUCCACUUAAUGUUUUCGCCAAAUAAAAUUUCAUUGAACAAUCAAAUGUGUAAAAUGAAUGUUCUGACAUAG
This is a messenger RNA of Daphnia pulicaria, 2748 nucleotides long. RefSeq lists its product as uncharacterized. Gene Ontology annotation, molecular function: sequence-specific DNA binding. Bases 746 to 2341 code for a protein of 531 amino acids. The transcript has 8 exons. The record is from RefSeq and is a predicted model, not a curated record. Lineage: Eukaryota; Metazoa; Arthropoda; Branchiopoda; Diplostraca; Daphniidae.